Messenger RNA from Labrus mixtus (cuckoo wrasse), 2652 nucleotides. RefSeq names its product core histone macro-H2A.1. The coding region runs from base 169 to 1278 and encodes 369 amino acids. The record is from RefSeq and is a predicted model, not a curated record. The transcript is spliced from 9 exons. NCBI's taxonomy places the organism in Eukaryota, Metazoa, Chordata, Actinopteri, Labriformes, Labridae. Gene Ontology annotation, molecular function: protein heterodimerization activity; DNA binding; structural constituent of chromatin. Gene Ontology annotation, cellular component: nucleosome.
CUCUCCAGCAGUUUGCAUCGCUCCACGGGCAGCGCUGGCUCGCUGCAAUAUUUCAGCUCGCUGUGGAUUGUGGGAGUCGAGGACUGUGCCCAGGCUUGUUACCGGAGAACGGGAGACAUUUUCCGCUGUGCCCUGUCUUAGCCAAACACUGGUAGCAGACUCAGCACCAUGUCCAGCCGAGGAGCAAAGAAGAAGUCGACCAAGACGUCCCGGUCCACCAAGGCCGGGGUCAUCUUCCCUGUGGGGCGCAUGCUGCGCUACAUUAAGAGAGGCCUGCCCAAAUAUCGCAUAGGGGUGGGGGCACCCGUCUACCUGGCUGCUGUCCUCGAAUAUCUUACUGCUGAGAUUUUGGAGUUGGCAGGUAACGCGGCCCGAGACAACAAGAAGGGUCGCGUCACACCACGACACAUCCUGCUGGCCAUCGCAAACGAUGAGGAGUUGAACCAGUUGUUGAAAGGAGUGACCAUUGCAGCAGGUGGAGUCCUGCCCAACAUCCAUCCAGAGCUGUUGGCGAAGAAGAGAGGAGCAAAGGGAAAACUUGAGGCCCCCGUCUCACCAGCCCCCGAAAAGAAACCCAAACCAAUUAAGAAAUCUACAGCCAAGAAAACGAGCGGAAGAAAGCCAGGAGGAAAGGCUAAGAAGCAGGGUGAGUUGAGCAAGGCAGCGACCGCAGACAGCACCACAGAGGGAUCUCCAGGGGACAGCUUCACCGUGCUCUCCACCAAAAGCCUCUUUCUGGGUCAGAAGCUCAACCUUAUCCACAGCGAGGUCAGUAACUUGGCUGGCUUUGACGUGGAGGGGGUCAUCAACCCCACCAAUGCUGAACUUGAACUUAAAGAUGAUCUAGGUAACGCGCUGGAAAAGAAGGGAGGGAAGGAGUUUACGGAUGCCGUGCAGGAGCUGAAGAAGAAGAAUGGCCCCCUGGAGGUGGCUGGUGCUGUCCUGACCGGCGGUUUUGGUCUGCCUGCAAAGUACGUCAUCCACUGCAACAGUCCAGGCUGGGGCUCGGACAAAUGCGAGGAGCUGCUGGACAAGACGGUGAAAAACUGUCUGGCCCUCGCUGACGAGAAGAAACUCAAGUCUGUAGCUUUCCCGUCCGUUGGUAGUGGGAGGAAUGGUUUCCCCAAGCAGACAGCGGCCCAGCUGAUCCUUAAGGCCAUCUCCAGCUACUUUGUGGCCACCAUGUCUUCUACCAUCAAGACCGUCUACUUUGUGCUUUUCGACAGCGAGAGCAUCGGGAUCUAUGUUCAGGAAAUGGCCAAACUGGAGACGAGCUAAAAGAUUUCGAAGCCUUUUGGAGUAAUCGCCUCCUCCUUCCCUCUCCCCCCUUGCUCUUGUUGUUUUCCUUCUAGGAAAUAGGAAGGUGUUUAGUAGUGAUUUGCUAAAUAUGAAGAGAAAAAAAAGAAUCUUUCUAUAGGCCGGGAACUUGUUUUUGCAUUAUGUUUGUAUUUUUCAGAUAUUGUUUUUAAUUUCUUAUUUACUUGUUACUUCCGAUAAAGAAUUGCACUGUUCAUUCUACGGUCUUUUCAUACAAACAGUGCAAAGAGUAAAAAAAAAACAGAUUUAAAAAGUGAAAGUACUCACUUAAAGAUUUAAUUUCAUGGUAAAAGAUGUUAUAUAUCAGAGAUGGCUACACCUCAAUUACCAGGCUUCCAGAGAAGUCUGAUGAAUACGGGUUAAUGCAUGUGAAGGAAGUAAGGAUAGCAAAAGCAGCUUUCUUUAUUUUGAUCUCAAAAACUUAAGACACUUAAUUCAGUGUAUUUUUAGUACCAGUUCUGGUUGAUGGCACAUUUCUGUUGUUAAUAUUGUUGGAUGUUGGGUGUUGGUCUUUAGGAGACCAAUAUAAUGGAACUUUGGAAUGAGUUUUUGUUUUUUUGUGAUGUGUGAUGCAAAAGAAUAGUUUUCUUGUGUGCUGCAGAGACCUUGAAUUCCCGAAAAAAAAAAAAACAUGAUCAGUUUGGGGUAAAGCAGGUUGAAUGUCAUGCUUCUACCUAUAUGUUAUGUACUCAUCGUAGUACAAGACCAUGCAUUCAUACAGCAAACCCAUGCUCUCCAUUUAUCGUAAAAUCCUUUUAUGAGAUAUUGAAACAGAGAUUUGAGGUUUAUGCAGGGCACAAAUGGUUUAUAUUGUGUGUUCAUAUCUUUGUUUAUAUAGAUGGAGUAUUUGUGAAAUGUUAUAGUAAAAUAUUCGACUGUAACAAAGACACAUUUUUAUUUUCUAUUUUAAUUUUCACAAUCAUUCUAAAAGGUAGUUUGGAGUAAAGAAGUGUGUUAUAAGUUUGUGUUAUAUUAUUAUUAAAUUUUUGUCAGGCCAUAAAGCAAAAGUACACUUUUUGCUGGAAAUAGAGGCUCUCCUUUAUUUCAUUUUGUUUUGCUCAUUCAUCCAGCAGCCACUAGAUGGCGCCAUGUAAUCAAGAAUUGGAGUUUUCAUCACACGCCUCUUCACGCAGGCGCUGGUCGAUUUGAGUUGGAUUUGAAUUGGGACUGAUGGACACACACAAGGAACCUGACUGCUCUGCUGCAUCUGGACUUUUCAAAAGCCUAACUUUCUUAUACGGAAAAAAAACUGUAAAUUGCUUUCUAAAGAAUUGCUAUAAUUGAUGAUACUACAAAAAGGUCUGUACACACUCCAGUAAUAAAAUACCUUUAAAA